Rangifer tarandus platyrhynchus (Svalbard reindeer) is the source of this 1746-nucleotide messenger RNA. The record is from the annotation of a GenBank genome assembly. NCBI's taxonomy places the organism in Eukaryota, Metazoa, Chordata, Mammalia, Artiodactyla, Cervidae.
AUGGCGACGGAGGGAGGAGGGAAGGAGAUGAACGAGAUUAAGACCCAAUUCACCACCCGGGAAGGUCUGUACAAGCUGCUGCCGCACUCGGAGUACAGCCGGCCCAACCGGGUGCCCUUCAACUCGCAGGGCUCUAACCCUGUCCGCGUCUCCUUCGUAAACCUCAACGACCAGUCUGGUAACGGCGACCGCCUCUGCUUCAAUGUGGGCCGGGAGCUCUACUUCUAUAUCUACAAGGGGGUCCGCAAGGCUGCUGACUUGAGUAAACCAAUAGAUAAAAGGAUAUACAAAGGAACACAGCCUACUUGUCAUGACUUCAACCACCUAACAGCCACAGCGGAAAGUGUCUCUCUCCUAGUGGGCUUUUCCGCAGGCCAAGUCCAGCUUAUAGACCCAAUCAAAAAAGAAACUAGCAAACUAUUUAAUGAGGAAAGACUAAUAGACAAGUCACGAGUAACCUGUGUCAAAUGGGUUCCUGGUUCGGAAAGCCUUUUCCUAGUAGCCCACUCGAGUGGGAACAUGUACUUGUAUAAUGUGGAGCACACUUGUGGCACCACAGCCCCCCACUACCAGCUCCUGAAGCAGGGGGAGAGCUUUGCCGUGCACACUUGCAAGAGCAAAUCCACGAGGAACCCUCUCCUCAAAUGGACGGUGGGCGAGGGGGCCCUCAACGAGUUUGCUUUCUCCCCAGAUGGCAAGUUCUUGGCGUGUGUGAGCCAGGACGGCUUCCUGCGGGUGUUCAACUUUGACUCGGUGGAGCUGCACGGCACCAUGAAAAGCUACUUUGGAGGCUUGCUGUGCGUGUGCUGGAGCCCCGACGGCAAGUACAUCGUGACGGGCGGAGAGGACGACCUGGUGACCGUCUGGUCCUUUGGAGACUGCCGUGUGAUCGCGCGGGGCCACGGGCACAAGUCCUGGGUCAGCGUGGUGGCCUUUGACCCCUACACCACCAGCGUGGAAGAGAGCGACCCCAUGGAGUUCAGCGGCAGUGAUGAGGACUUCCAGGACCUUCUUCACUUCGGGAGAGACCGAGCAAACAGCACCCAGUCCCGGCUGUCCAAGCGGAACUCGACCGAGAGCCGGCCCGUCAGCGUCACGUAUCGGUUCGGCUCCGUGGGCCAGGACACACAGCUGUGCCUGUGGGACCUCACGGAAGACAUCCUCUUCCCCCACCAGCCCCUCUCGCGUGCGCGGACACACACGAACGUCAUGAACGCCACCAGCCCCCCUGCGGGCAGCACCGGGAACAGCGUGCCCACGCCGGGCAGCGCCGCGCCCCCCCCGCUGCCGCGGUCCAACAGCCUCCCGCACGCCGCCGUCUCCAGCGCUGGCAGCAAGGGCAGCGUGGCGGAUGGCGCCAUCGCCGCCGGGGUCAGCAAGUUCGCCACGCUCUCGCUGCACGACCGGAAGGACAGGCACCACGAGAAGGACCACAAGCGGAACCACAGCAUGGGACACAUCUCCAGCAAGAGCAGCGACAAGCUGAACCUCGUCACUAAGAGCAGGGCGGACCCCGCCAAGACGCUGGGGACGCCCCUGUGCCCCCGCAUGGAAGACGUGCCCUUGUUGGAGCCGCUCGUCUGUAAAAAGAUAGCACAUGAGAGGCUGACUGUGCUAGUUUUCCUUGCAGACUGUGUCGUCACCGCGUGCCAGGAAGGGUUCGUCUGCACGUGGGGAAGGCCUGGUGAAGCGGGUUUACUGUCAGCCCCAAACCAGGCCACUUCUCCAGGUGGAACUGUAGUGUAG